AUGACACCAAGGUGGUAUGAGAUGGUUAAAAGAAUAGGUUUAUUAUUAUUAUUAUUAAUAUUAUUAAUAGAAAAGAUUGCACCUAUAGUGAUAGAUUCAAAUAAUAAUUAUUGUCCAACUAAUUUUUUUGAAAAACCUCGUCCUCAACAAUGUAAAAAGGCAUGUAAUAAUGAUAAACAAUGUAGAAGAGGAAAAAAAAAAUGCCUUUGUGAUGGUAGAUGUGGAAUGAGUUGUAUAAAUCCAAAUCUUAAUUGUCCACAUCUUUCUAAUCCUGAAAAUGGUCAUAUAAUGCUUUCAAAUGGUUUUAAAUUUAAUUCAAUAGUUGAAUAUUUUUGUAACCCUGGUUAUAUUUUAAAUGGUAAUUCAGAAAGAAGAUGUCAAGGAAACAAACAAUGGAGUGGUUCUUUACCAAUUUGUAGACUUCAAUAUAAAUGUGGACCACCACCUGAAUUACCAUAUACGGUUAAUAAUGGUCGUAGUUUUAAUGGACAAUAUGAUUCAAAUUCAGAAGUAACAUAUCAAUGUACAAGAGGAUAUACAGCUAAUUAUGAAACAAAUCCUACAACAAAUAUUAGUAAACAAUUUUAUAAAGCAAAAUGUUUUAUAAAUAAUAGUGGUUUUGCUACUUGGUUAGGUCCUGAUAUAAGAUGUAGAGCUAUAAGUUGUGGAGAUCCAUCUGUUCCAUUAAAUGGAUAUCGAGAUGGUAAUUUAUUUUUUUAUCCACAUGAAGUAAAAUUUUAUUGUUAUCCUGGUUUUCAUUUAAUUGGUCCACAUACUAGAAAAUGUGAAAGUAAUGGAAAAUGGACAUUUGAUAAACCUACUUGUCAACCAACAGAAUGUAGUAGACCACCAGAUCCUUUACAUGGUUCAGUUAUUGGUUCAUCAUUAUCUUAUGAAUCAAUAAUUUCAUAUUCAUGUAAUGAAGGUUUUCGUCUUGUUGGUCAAGUUCAACGUUUCUGUACUGAAGAAGGUAUUUGGGCAGGUAGUGAACCUAUAUGUGAAGAAAUAAAAUGCCCACCAUUACAACCAUUAUAUAAUGGAUAUACUGAAGGUUUUGAUACAUCAUAUGGUACAACAGUUAUAUUUCGUUGUUAUGAAGGUAUGAAACAUCUUGGAUCACCAUUUACAAAAUGUGAAGAAAAUGGAAAAUGGUCACAUCCAAUGCCACAAUGUUUAGCACAUUGUAAAACACCAAAAAUUAGUGGAGGAUAUAUAGAAAAAAUACUUUCUGAUCGUCUUGUACAACAUGGUGCAAGAUUAAAAGUUAUUUGUAAUUCAAAACAUGAAACUAAUUUAAAUCCUUUUAUUAAUUGUAAUAAUGGUACAUGGUCACAUAUUCCUAAAUGUGUUCCAAAUAGUUGUAAAAAUUGGCCACCAAGAUUAUCACAUGCAAAAGUUUAUUUUACCAAAUCAACACAUGGUUCAAUUGCAAAAUAUCAUUGUAGACAGGGAUUUCAGGCAUCAUCUAAAAAUAAUUCUAUUAAAUGUAUGUUUGGUGAAUGGAUAAUUGAAAAAUCAAAAUUUAGAUGUAUACCAAUUAGUUGUGGUCAUCCAGAAAAAACAUUUGGUAUUUUAAAAGAUGGUAGUAUAAUGUUAGAAGGACAAAUGGGAAGUUAUAUGGUAGCUAAUUAUAUAAAUAAAGUUGCUGAAGGUAAAAGUAUAACUUUUAGUUGUAAUAAAGGAACAAUUUUAAUAGGUCCACCAAAAGCAUCAUGUGUUAAUGGUCAAUGGAAACCUAAUGUUAAACCAAAAUGUGUUUCACAAACACAUGCUACAAUUGAUGGGCAAAUUGUAUGGAAUAGAAAUAAACGUAAUGUUUCUUUUAUUGAUGAUAAAUAUAAAACAAUUUCGGAAUAUAAAAAUGCAUAUCAUACUAAACCUGUUUGUCAAUUACCCAUUAGAUUACAUUCAUUUUUUUUAACUAAUGAAAAUAAUGAAAAAAUUCUUCAAUCAAAAGAUUUAGUUACACAUGGAGUUGAAAUUCAAUUAAUUUGUUUAAAAGGAUAUCAUGUUGUUGGUAUUAAUAAAACAAUUUGUGAAUAUGGAAUGUUAACAGAUUCUCUUGGUUCAUGUCAACCAUUAAAUUGUAAUUUAUAUGAAUUAGAGAAUGUUGAUAUUGCAUGGAUAACAUCAUCUUCAAUUUUACAACAUGGUAAUAGUAUAAAAUAUACAUGUAAAAGUUUUGCUCAAAAUUCUGAUAAAAUAAAAUUAUUUACUACUUCAUGUUUUUAUGGAAAAUUUAAACCAGAACUAGAAUGUAAUAAAUAUAUAAUUGGAUCUAUAAAUUAUUGUCCUGCACCUAAAGUUAAACAAUUAGCAUCUGUUUAUAAAUUUAAUGAUUCAUCUUUACAAUAUAAAGAAUAUUUAAAUGAAAAUUUACCUUUUUUUGUUAAUGGUACAUUUUUCCAUUUUUAUUGUUCUAAAAAUGAUAAAAAAGAAGAUGAGGCUGGAGCUAUUGAAUGUGUUAAUACAGAAUGGGUUACAAGAUUACUUCCAUGUAUUGAUGAAAUAUUAAUUAAAGAACCAAAACAAAUAUCACAAACAUCAGAUAGUCAUUAUUUAAAUACUCGUGUAUGUAAAUUACCAAUAUUAAAUUAUACAACAUACAAAAUUUAUAAUAUUAAUUUUGGUAAAAAUUCUUUAUCACCUGAUACUAUUUUUCCUCAUGGAACAAUUUUACUUGUAACAUGUUCUAUGUAUGGUUAUGUAUCUGAUUUUAAAUAUCAAACAUCAGAAUUAAAAUGUCGUAGAGGUAGAUGGAAAAAACCUAAAGAUAUGAUAAGAUGUCCUGAUAUUAAAGAUACUUGUAUAUAUGAAAUGGAUUCAACUGCUAAUUUAUCUGUUUAUCAUGUACAAGGAAAAAGACCAGUACUUUUUAAUGAAUAUUUUCAAUAUUUAGAUAAAUUACAAUUUACCUGUUCAAAUAAUUAUUUAAGUCAAAUAAGAGGUGUAACAGAAAUAACAUGUUUACGUGGAAAAUGGUCAGCUCCAUAUCCAAGAUGUCAUAUAUUAGAUCCACUUUCUGGUGAUAGAACAUCACCACCUGUUCAUUUUAUUGUUGAUGGUAUUAAUCCUCCUAAUUAUUAUGUAGCACCAAAAGGUGAACUUUUUGUAAAAGAAGGUUCUACAUUACGUCUUUUAUGUUUACAUAAACCAACAAAAAUUGAAGAAGAAUUACCAAUAUGGAGAUAUGAUUCAUCUUAUCGAAGUUAUCCUCUUAAAUCAGAUGUUAAUUAUGCCGGUAAACCUAAAAUGCUUUCAGCUUUUGAACUUUCUAUACCAAAUACUUUACCACAAGAUUCUGGUAUAUAUCAUUGUACAUAUCCUUCUAGUGGAAGUACAAGAUCAAUUAAAGUAAUUGUAACAGAUGCAACCUGUUCAUAUAUAAAUUCACCAUCAAAACAUUUAUUAAUUCAUUUUUCACAAAAAACAAAUUUUAUUGGUUCAAUGGCACAAUUUUCUUGUCCAACCAAUUAUCUGAUCUCUGGUCCUAGAGCCUUAUUUUGUAUGCCAAAUAAGAAAUGGUCUCAUAAACCUCCUACAUGUAUACAAAAAAUAUGUCAACCAUUAACUUUAACACCAGAAUCAAAAUUAAGAGUUUCUAUAACAUCAUAUAAAUAUGGUGGUAUAGCAACAUUUACCUGUCCAUCAAAUUAUGAUAUUGAAGGUAAUCAUCAUAUACAUUGUCUUGUUAAUGGUACAUGGAGUAAAAAUGCUAAAAUACCAAAAUGUAUACCAAAAAAAUGUAAUGAAGAUAUUGAUAUUCCAGUUAAUGGUUAUAUAAUUAAACAAUAUUUUAAACCUUUAUCAUAUGAUAAUGAUAUAGAUAAUGUUAAUAUUUCUUUUUUUCAUUCAUCAUAUACAGAAAGUUCUAUAUAUUCACCACCAUAUUAUCCAGGAACAUUAUUAAUAUUUUCUUGUAAAAAUAAUUAUAUGUUAACAGGAAAUGAUUUUAUUAUUUGUCAAAAAGAUGGUAAAUGGUCAGAUAUGGUAACAAAAUGUGAAGCUGUUUGUAAAUUUCCUGGUAUUAAUAAUAAUGUUGAUAUAACAAGUACAAAAAAAGAAUAUUAUAAAGUUGGAGAUAGAAUAGUUUAUAUAUGUAAAAUGGGAAAUGGUUUUAAAUUAACUUCUCAUAAUGUUUUAGAAUGUCUACCUAAUGGUAUAUGGAAUAGAAAAGUUCCUAAAUGUGUUAAAGGUUAA
Messenger RNA from Strongyloides ratti, 4200 nucleotides. RefSeq names its product Sushi/SCR/CCP domain and Immunoglobulin subtype domain and Immunoglobulin-like domain and Whey acidic protein-type 4-disulphide core domain and Immunoglobulin-like fold domain-containing protein. Gene Ontology annotation, molecular function: peptidase inhibitor activity. NCBI's taxonomy places the organism in Eukaryota, Metazoa, Nematoda, Chromadorea, Rhabditida, Strongyloididae. The record is from RefSeq and is a predicted model, not a curated record. The coding region runs from base 1 to 4200 and encodes 1399 amino acids. The transcript has 3 exons. Gene Ontology annotation, cellular component: extracellular region.